GAGGCUGCGACAGGUGAACACACGCACUCCCUGGCCGGCCGCCGAGCACAGCAGAACACAGACAGGUAGAGGACGAGCAGCACUGAGAUGGCACUACACGGGACGGCACCGAUACUUCUUCUUGCGGCUGCUUUGGUGGCACUCCCGACCGCCCUGGCAAAGUCCUGCCAGACCCCCUUCGUGCCCCUCAACAACCAGUGGUGUGUUCACGCCCUCACCAACGUGCCGGGGAAGACUUACACAUGGCCGUCAGCGCGGGAGGAGUGCAAGAAGCUCGGUGGGGACUUGGUGGUGGUGGACACUCAGGGGAAGAUGGAAGCUCUGACCGCUCACCUCGCCGCUACGUUCACUGAAGAUGACUCGUCGUUUCCUGGCUUCGUCAAGUUGUAUCCUUACUGGGUCGGGGGCAGCAACGAGGCCGGCCAGUGGCAGUGGGUCAAUGGUUCCCCGAUGAGUCUCACUUCCAACCUUUGGCUCCCCGACAAUCCUAGCGGCGGCCCCUCAAACAUCCAAUACGCCUUGCUGGUUCGUGUCGGCCGUUCGAAGAGGCGGUACCUGAGAUCUGAGCCCUCUACCAAUGACGCUCCCGGGUACGUGUGUGAGCAGUGACGAGACGGAGGCGGAGGAGGGGAAGAGAUGCCGCGGCUAUGAAUGCCAACACCGAAGGGAGAAGAAGGAGAGGGUGGAGGGAGAAGAGGAUGGAGAAGGGAGAGGAGGGAGGAGGAUAGGAGGGAGGGGGUGGAAAAGAGAAAAGGAGGGAGAGGGUGGAGGGAGAAGAGGAGGGAGAUGGUGGAAAAGGGAGAGGAGAGAGAAAGAAGAGGGAGGAGAAUAGGAGGGAGGGGGUGGAAAAGAGAAAAGGAGGGAGAGGGUGAAGGGAGAAGAGGAGGGAGAAGGUGGAAAAGGGAGAGGAGAGAGAAAGAAGAGGGAGGAGAAUAGGAGGGAGGGGGUGGAAAAGAGAAAAGGAGGGAGAGGGUGAAGGGAGUAGAGGAGGGAGACGAUAGAAAAGGGAGGUUAAGAGAAGGGAGCGGGUGCAGUAGAGGGAAAAGAAGAGGAGGGAGAGGGUGGAGAAGGGAGAAGAAGAGGAUGAUGAUGAAGGGAUGACGUUGAGGUUACAUCUAUGACUACUAAAGGGAAGAAGAAGAAGGGAGUAGAGGAGGGAGACGAUUGAAAUGGGGGGUUAAGAGAAGGGAGCGGGUGCAGUAGAGGGAAAAGAAGAGGAGGGAGAGGGUGGAGAAGGGAGAAGAGGAAGAUGAUGAAAGGAUGACGUUGAGGUUACAUCUAUGACUACUAGAGGGAAGAAGAAGGGAAGAUAAGCUGCUCAGAGGUAGGCUAUGAAGGGAAGGGAUGAAAGAGAUAAAAGAGACUGGCAAGAUAGGGAUGAGACACGCUACGAAGACACACUACAAAGGUUCAACACUAAUACAAUGGAAUGCGUUUUGAGCUAAGACAGAAUUCAAGGAAAAAACUGUUCAAAAGACCCGAAAAUUACAACCAUGAUUCUCUGAUACAAUAAAACCUUUUGGCAUUAAAACCA
Messenger RNA from Eriocheir sinensis (Chinese mitten crab), 1534 nucleotides. RefSeq names its product C-type lectin domain family 4 member E-like. Lineage: Eukaryota; Metazoa; Arthropoda; Malacostraca; Decapoda; Varunidae. The transcript is spliced from 4 exons. The record is from RefSeq and is a predicted model, not a curated record. Gene Ontology annotation, molecular function: signaling receptor activity. Bases 88 to 609 code for a protein of 173 amino acids.